AAUAUAACGAUGGAGAAAAUAAUCGGGGUGAAAGUGCAAAUUAGGAAAACUUUAAACCCAAAGCAAACCCCUCUUCUCUCUGUCUCUCUCUUCAACAGAAAUUGUCUCAUAUCAGUAUUAGCAGAGUGGACUAGAUAAGAAACCUCACCAAACCCUCUCUCCAUUCACAAUCACAUUAACCUAGUUUAGAGAAAUGGCGAACUUAAGAACAGCAAUGGACGCUACCUUCUGGGACCUCAACAUUUCAACUCCGCAAUCCAUUGAUGGCGUAUGCAGGGCUAUUCCAGGGGAUCCCAUUCCCCUUGACGGUGCAAGGGCCAGCAGGGCCCUCAGGUUUCAGCAAAUUUCUCUCUUGGGAAACGGCUUUCCCUUGGGCAUCAUUCCCUCCUUUUCUCCUUCCAUUAAUCACAAGGAAUUGGGCUCUCUCGCCUUCCAGUCCCUUAUUGGCCGCGCUGUUAUCGGCGACUGGUGGCUUGGAAUAAUCGGGCAGUUUCGCCCAAAGAAACUGAUAUCCUCUAUCAAAGCUGAAGUUUCAGCAGCAGAAGAGUGGGAGCUACCUUUGCUUAAAGAUGUUGGGAAGCAUUUCGUGGAUAAAUCGCUCUACGCAUUAGGUCUAUGCUCGCAGAUUUCACUAACAUCCUCAUCAUCCGUUUUGCUGAGCACUGAAAAGCAUGGGGAAAGGAAGAACCGACGCACCAAGGCCAUGCUCUUUCACAAGCUUCCGGAUCAUGAUAUCACUUUGGAAGCCGCAUGGCCAGAGCUUUUCAUAGACCAUAAAGGAAAAUAUUGGGAAGUUCCUGAAUCCAUAUCUUUGGACUGUUUGUCCCUUGUCACCGAGUCUGGAUUGCGAUACCGAUUUGGAUUACAUAAAAAUAGUGGCAGUCCACAAGCUGUUGAUUCCACUAAUACUGAAAGUAAAAGUCCUGUUGCCUUAUUGCCCGGAUUAUGUGCAAAAGCUGCCUUUUCUUAUGAGAAGUCAAAGGACUUGUGGAGGCAAAAGGAAACAAAGGAUGAUGUCAUGGUCGAAACAGAAGAAGGUCAGGUUUUGUGUCUCCCGUAUGAUGUCCGUCUCAAGGAUCCUCACGCAGCAAUAUCUGGAAUUAUAGGGGGUACUUGUGAGGCAUGGCUACAUGGCGUGGAAGGCUCACAAGACGUCAACCAAAGAAGCCAGAGGAGAGGCCGUUUUGGGGCUGAUUUAUUUGGCUCACUAUGCUACACUUUCCAACACGGGAGAUUCAGAAAUAACUUUGGAGACCUUACCAGAAUAGAUGCUCGCUUGGAUAUUGCUUCGGCUUCAGCUGUAGCCAAAAAGGUGGCCAACCUUUUCAGCGGCGCACAAACUAAUCAAUCGCUGAAUGAAGUGUGCUCUCCCAGACUCAAUUUCAUUUUUCAGCAGCAGGUGGCUGGGCCUAUUGUUUUUCGGGUGGAUUCGAAAUUCUCGAUUGGGUCGUCGUCGAGCAAGCAGGGGCCACAGCUGGAGGAUCUAAUAUACAGCUUGAACUACUCUCUGAGACUGCUGGGCUCUGGGAAGGUGGUGGCCUGGUUCUCUCCCAAACGAAAAGAGGGGAUGAUUGAGCUUCGACUCUUUGAGUUCUGAGCUUUUCAACACUUUUAAUCUGCAUAACUAAAACAACUAGUUUUGAUGUUAGUUGCCCUCCUCCUCUAUAUCUUUAUGCACUCACAAUCAAGCAAAAUUUAGGCACAAAUCUAAAUCUCGUCUCCAACUUGGCACACCCCUUCUAUUCUUCACCUUAUUUUACACAUAAUUUUCUCUUAGGCAAAGAGUUUUGAAGUUGUUAGAGAUCACAUGCUGUGUUAUUUCUGCAAAUUGUAGAAAUUCCCCAGUAUUUCUUUCUGAAA
Messenger RNA from Salvia miltiorrhiza (redroot sage), 1860 nucleotides. RefSeq names its product protein TRIGALACTOSYLDIACYLGLYCEROL 4, chloroplastic. Bases 194 to 1597 code for a protein of 467 amino acids. Gene Ontology annotation, biological process: acylglycerol transport; ER to chloroplast lipid transport. NCBI's taxonomy places the organism in Eukaryota, Viridiplantae, Streptophyta, Magnoliopsida, Lamiales, Lamiaceae. The record is from RefSeq and is a predicted model, not a curated record. Gene Ontology annotation, cellular component: chloroplast envelope. The transcript has 5 exons. Gene Ontology annotation, molecular function: phosphatidic acid binding.